GCCCAAUCCAUCGUUUUGUAUUGCGUGUUUCCGGCCUCUCCCACAGACGAUGUCGUCGAGCUUGGCCAAAGCCCGCGAGGCCGCCAAGGCCGCGCAGACGCAGCGCGUCGAGUCGGUGAUCGCCAAACGCGCCCCGCCGGCGCCGGCCCUCUCGGCGAAGAAGCUCCAGAUCCCGCCCAAGCGCAAGCAAAUGGCGACGCCGGCCAAAGCGGCCGAGACGCCGUCCAAGAUGCCAAAGCUUGCGACGCCUAUGAAGCGCACCAAGGCGUGGGGCGCGUGUGCGCUGUGCAACGUGGUCGACGACAAGGUCGACGCUACCUGCGUUGUCUGCAACAACAAGCUCCACCUCGCGUGCGCCACAGCGAUCGCGCGUGGCGUGAACCUCGAGUCCUUUUCCAUCGGCGCCGCGUACUGCUCGUUUCCGUGCUACUACAGCAACAACUCGGGGCGCAAGCUUCCCAACGUCGCGUACGCAACGCCGGUGAAAGCGCCUGGCUCGUCGCUCGCGACGCCGUCGCGGCGCUUCUCGACGCCCAUCGAGACCACGCCGUCGCGGUUUGACCUUACAACGCCCACGAAGGCGCUGCAGUCGCCGACCGAGAGCACGUCCGAGCCGUGGAAGCUCAAGUCGAAAUCCAAGUACGUCGAAGGGGACGAGAUCAAGACCGUGCUGUUUACCCACUCGGGCGUCAAGGCGCGGCGACCUCGCUCGGUCCUCGAUGACGACAGCGAGGACGACGAUGACGAUAACUCGCUGCCACCGCUCAGCCGUCGCCUCGUCCCAAACACACCCGCCCGCCAGUCACUGCCAACGCCGACGCGGCCAUUCCCGCCGACGCAUCAUCGUCCGGCCACGCCUCGCCGCCCCUCCGCUGCGACGCAAACACCACUGUCGUCUGUUGACACGCCGCGGACACCGGCAACUGCACCAUCGAGACCGGCGGCCACGCCAUCCAAGCCGCCAUCGACACCAUCGACGCCGUCGACCAACGAGCCCACUUCUUCGUCCAAGCGUCACCGCCCCACGUACCUCAAGGUCGAGUCGUUGCCGCGAGGGUACUCGUACCCGCAGUGGGUCAUUUUGCUCGUCCUGGCCGCGAUGGCCAUCACGGCCAGCCUCCUCUUGACGAUGGCGUACAUGGACGCGAUGCCCAUGUGCGACUCGGAAAGUGCAGACGACAUGUCGUCGCUGCCGUCACUGCACUGCCACCGGUGCCCCGAGUUUGGCCACUGCCACAGCGGCCAACUGCACUCGUGCCGCGAGCCGUACGUCCUCGUCGAACGGCGCUGCGUCGAGUCGGACCAGGUGCGCCAAGACGCCCACUUGAUGGCCGAGCUCCUCGACAGCUUUCUCAUUCGCCGCGCGUCGUCAGCGUUCUGCAACGGGUCGUGGGUCGAGCUCCUGCUCUUUGGCAACGACAACAGCGACAGCUCGCAGCAGAUUGUUGUCAGUGCGACCGAGCAGCUCGGCUACCUCCGCACCCAAGCCAACUGGGAAAAGAGCAGCGACGUGGCGUUUGUCGCAGCGUACACAAAGGCGGCGGCGCAACUCGCGGCGCAGAGCAGCACGCGGUACUUUCAAGACGACGGGCAAGUCGCAUUGACGGUCCUUGACGCCAGCGCCCUCUGCUGGACUGUGUUGGAGCUGCACGAGCACCUCUACAUCUACGCAUCGACCUUCUUUGGUGCGCUCGGCGCACUCUACCUCUACAGCCAGGUCCAGCAGAGCAAGUUCCGCAAGCUUCUGUUUACCAAGAUGCUGCAAGCGGUGCACGGCGAACUCCGGCGCCUCGAGGAGAGCGACAAUGUGCUCGAUGGCGCCGUCGACGGCUUGCGCCGCGAGAUUCUCGAGCGCUUCUUCCCCCACGCCACCGACUCGCGCGAAGCCACGCGUCUCUGGACGAGCAUUGUGGCACACGUCCAGCGCGAUGCUCGCGUGCGCGAGCGCCACGUCAUGCACCGUGGCCAGCAAGUGCUCGUGUGGGAGUGGAUCGACGCCCGCCGGCAAACAGCAACGCGCGUCGAACCGCCUUUGGUCGCUGGCCAAGCCGUCAACUACAGUACGACCUCGUAUUAAAGAUAACGAGUCGGAUGCCCACAGCUGCGCUUUGAU
Molecule: messenger RNA, 2113 nt
Organism: Saprolegnia diclina VS20
Lineage: Eukaryota; Oomycota; Saprolegniomycetes; Saprolegniales; Saprolegniaceae
Exons: 7
Coding region: 50-2077 (675 amino acids)
Source: RefSeq, a predicted model, not a curated record